This is a messenger RNA of Thermochaetoides thermophila DSM 1495, 222 nucleotides long. RefSeq lists its product as uncharacterized. The transcript has a single exon. The coding region runs from base 1 to 222 and encodes 73 amino acids. Lineage: Eukaryota; Fungi; Ascomycota; Sordariomycetes; Sordariales; Chaetomiaceae. The record is from RefSeq and is a predicted model, not a curated record.
AUGGGAGGGCAAGCCGAGGAAGAGGGCUCGAAGGAGGAGGACUUCAAGGAGAAGGAUGAUGCGGAGGAGGGGAUGAACUCUGAGGAGGAAACUGAGGAGGAGGGCACAGAGGUAGAUAGCGCGGAAGAGGUGGGUGGGAGGGGCACUCACUCGACAUACUGCUGGAUAAGGAAGAAGAGGAACAAGGUUAAGGUUUACCUAAAUAAGAUACAAGAGCUCUAG